AUGUCCAAUAUAUUAUAGAGGAUGGUCACUAAAGAGGCCAAGAGGAGACAAGUGGAGAGUCGCUUAUUAAAUAAAUCAUAACAAACAUUCAGACAACUCAUUCCAGAUUUGAAAUCUCCUAAUAAACCACCUCAAGUCUCAACUGCACUUGAGUAGUUUAAGAGUAAAUUUACAGAAGGUAAGUACGUUUUUUAAAUUGAAUAACAACGAAAGAACCAACUAGAUGAAGUAUUCUAGAGAGUGCAAUUACCAAUUAAAAGAGACUUCUUGGAUGUAUUAUUGCAAUAAUUUGAAACUGAAUUAUGGAGAGUUUGUAAUGAAUAGAAUCUCCAGUACUUAAGUGAUCGAUAUUUGAGUUAUCAAUUAUCAAAUAACAAGUUUCUUAAACAUCUCGUCUAAUAUGUGGAUGAGUAGAGAGAGAAGGCUGAACUCGCCUUGGGAUAGUUGGCAGGCAAAGAAGCAACGAUUAAUGAGUUGUAAAAUAAAUAUGCACAACUAUAGACGAUGUUUCAACAAUUGUCUCACAACAAAGACGAUGGAUAGACUAAGCUGAAUAAAAAUGAAAGUGUCAAAAGAUAGAAAGAAUUGUAUAUGGAGAAUGUGAGAUUGAAGAAUGAAAUUGAAAGAAUUCAAGAUAAAUUAAAACAAAUCGAAAAUCAAACUAAUAUUCAGAAAUUACAAGAAUAAUACUAAGAAUUAGCAAGAAAAUCAAGUGAGAAAAUACAUGAACUCUUGAAUGAAAAUCAAAUUAAAGAAAAAUAACUAUAAAAACUCAAUCUACACUAUUAGAACAUCAAAUCUCAAUAUAGUAAAUUAGAAAAUGAAUCCAAAGCCUAUUAAACGGUAUUUGAAGCCAAUAAGUAACAUCUCGAUCGAUUGAUUAAGGAGAAUGAAAUUCAUACAAACUUAAUGAAUAGAUACAGGGAAAUUGCUUGUAUGCAGAGAGAAGACUUUGAAGUGAGAAUCAUGUAUUACAAGGAAGAAUUAAGUGUAGCAUCUAAAGCUAAAGAUAAGUUGAUAUAAUUGUAAUCAAAAUUAGAUCGAUUUCAAAUAGAGAAAUCUAAAGACAUAGAACCAUUACCCAAUAAUAAUUUUGAGAAAGAAAAGACAGGCUUGGAGAAAUUUAAUGAUUUAUUUAGUAAUGAUAAGACUUAUUAGCGUCUGACUUAUCAGGCUCUGCAAGAGGAAAAAGGGAGAAUUGUAUCUAGAGUGGGACAUUCAAUAGUAACUAUGGAAUAGCACUUUAAUGCAUAGGAAAUACAGUUGGAGAAAUUCACAAUUGGAUAUUGUCCAUUUGUCAAUUUGGUUGAGCAUCACAAGAAGACACUCGAACAAGAGUUUAGUGGAUUGCAAUAUAAACGACCAAAUCUAUAAUUGUUAGUUACAUUAAGAGUUAUUCUUGAUAGUAAAUGGAAUGAAAUGUAGAUGAAACCAGAGAAAUUGUGGACUCAUUUAGCAGAAUUCACAUAUUCUCAUUUAAUGAAUUUUAAAGUCGACAUGUAAACCAAAUCUAUCAAAAAGAUUGAUCAAGAUGUUCAUCGUAUAGAUGAUCAGAUUAUUAAAUUUAUAGUGGAUUUCAGUAAUCCUGUAUUUGAGAAGAAUUGGGAAUGCAUAACAUUCUAAGAAUUCUUAAAUGAUUUUACUAGUUAAGAUGAGAUCUAUUUCUAUUUGUAUGCUCGAAACCUCUUAUUCCGUGGACCUGAAUGUUUUCAUGCCACAGCAUACUAUGAACCGCAUCAUUACAUUCCAUUGUUGUAGGCUGAGUUUGUAGCCACUCAUAUACUCUCACAAUAUGAAACUGCCACACUCUAAUAAGUCAAGAAGGUCUUGAGAGAAAAAGCAGUCAAUAAGACCAUCACUAAGAAUCUUUUCAUUGUAGAUGCUUCUUUUGUUUUGAGAAUAUUGCUUGAAUUCUACAGAGUAGAACGUAGAAAUAGAUACAAGAUGUUUAAAAUAGCAUUCGGGAGCAGAGCCACAAAUAUCAGUUUCAAACUAUUCAGAGUUGUAUUAAUUAGCAAUUAUCCUUACAUUACAGACCUUGAAUUAGCAACUCUAUAUAGAGAGGCUUAUUCAUUCACUGGUACUGGAGUAUCGAUUGAUUCCUUUUACACUAUCGCUUCUGAAACUGGGUUUUUUGUUAAGCAUCUCAAAUUAUAAAAUCUUACUACUCAACCUAAGAUUGUUAAUAAGGAAUUCGUAUUUGAACCUGAUACUCAACCCUUCCUGAUCGUCAAUGAAGCAUACAAGAGAUUUUAAACUUUUUAGAACAAAUUUGAAUCAAUUCUAAUUGAUUUUGGUUUGGAAGAGUUGUUUGCUUAAUUUAGAGAAUUGGAUAAUCUAAUCUAAUAGAAAUUUGCUCCUCUUUAAUACAAUCAGAAAACAUUAUCCUAGAUCAUUGAACAUUAUAUGAGUCUAUUUAGAAAUAUCAAUAAUAUCAUUUGCAGCAGACUCUUCCUCUAAGAUUAGGUUCAAUAAGGGUAAGAGUUUCUAGUCAAACAUGAGGAAAAGAUGAAAUUCAAUAAAGACUAGAAUAAAGAGGCCUAAUUUUAUUCAGGUGAUAAUUUUAAUAAACAAUAUUUAAGAAGAGAAGAUUUCAUUCCUGAUAUUGAGAUAUUGAAAGGACAGAUGGAUUGUCUGGAACAUCUAGGCUCAUAUUUAGAAUCAUACGAAUUAGUGAAAAAAAGAAGAGAUUACAGAAUGACAAUUUAAGCUAAGAAAAUACAGAAGUUUGUUAAGAAGAAAAUGAAUAAAUUUUAUAGUUUUGUAAGUUCUUUGUUGAGUGCCAAAUUUAAAGCUUCUCUUAAAUAAGGCAAAUGA
Paramecium tetraurelia is the source of this 2817-nucleotide messenger RNA. RefSeq lists its product as uncharacterized. NCBI's taxonomy places the organism in Eukaryota, Ciliophora, Oligohymenophorea, Peniculida, Parameciidae. The record is from RefSeq and is a predicted model, not a curated record. The transcript has 3 exons.